Racocetra fulgida is the source of this 342-nucleotide messenger RNA. The record is from the annotation of a GenBank genome assembly. Lineage: Eukaryota; Fungi; Glomeromycota; Glomeromycetes; Diversisporales; Gigasporaceae.
AUGAUUUUUGAACACAAUGAAACUGCUUAUGGUCAAAACCUAAGAGGUUUUGACGCAUUCGUGCCUGAUGCUUUUGACCCACGAUUUCCUAUUUCACCUGCUACCCUUGCCGGAGCUGCCGCAUACAAGGCCGUGAAAUUACAUGAAGAAAAUUAUCAUCUUACGGGUCUAAAUCCACGUCAAAAUCAUAACUAUGCCAUAAAUCUUAUACGUGAAAGUGCUGCUAAUGAGGCUAAUCUACUGUUACAAAGAUUUCCAUUACCUGGUAUUGAUCCCAUGAUUGUUGUGGUUUCUGCCGAAGCUGGUGCUCACCGAUUAUAUGAUCAUGAAAAUUUCUUAUAA